Messenger RNA from Phytophthora sojae, 633 nucleotides. RefSeq lists its product as hypothetical. The annotation marks the transcript as partial. Lineage: Eukaryota; Oomycota; Peronosporomycetes; Peronosporales; Peronosporaceae. The record is from RefSeq and is a predicted model, not a curated record. The transcript has 4 exons.
AUGAACCGACCGGCCGCCACGCGGCGGGAAAUCGCGCCGCUGCACGUGCCGUGGCUGCAGCACGAGCAGUUCCCAGCCACGAAGCAGGCCUGCAGCUCGGACGACGGACUCGUUACGAGCGGCAAGCACUCGCUCAUCAAGGUCGUCCAGGAGCUCAAGCGAGGUCGCGCCAAUGUGGACAAGCAGUUGGGUCAGCUGGACAGUCAGCUGCUGGCCAUCACGGACUAUUUGGACGGUAAGAGUGCCAACAUGUUCCCGCCCCACUUGAUCACGUACGUGGAGGAUACGCAAGGUGGGGUCCCUGGGCAGUCUACUGCUGGGGUCGAUGGACGGAGACAUGGUGCUGCAGUGGCGGGCAAGUUUAAUGGCAUUGUGAAGAACGAGUCGACACCACCGACGCCGGCGAUGGUGGAGGACGACCUUAAUUCGGAUGCACCGUGCACGUCGAUUGGGCUGUGGAAGUAUUUGUAUGCGUACUCGUUCUUCAAGACGAUUACACCGGAAGAUAUGGAGCAGGCAUUGCUGCUAGAAGACAAGGUAAUAUCUGGCCUCGACUUCAAGCGACUUCAGGAUAAUUUCAGUUUGAGCAAGUCUAGCCCACAGGAUCUGGACGACUUUUUCAAGGAGGUAAGC